Prosopis cineraria is the source of this 1087-nucleotide messenger RNA. RefSeq lists its product as uncharacterized. The coding region runs from base 91 to 570 and encodes 159 amino acids. Gene Ontology annotation, cellular component: ribosome; large ribosomal subunit. The record is from RefSeq and is a predicted model, not a curated record. Lineage: Eukaryota; Viridiplantae; Streptophyta; Magnoliopsida; Fabales; Fabaceae. Gene Ontology annotation, molecular function: structural constituent of ribosome. Gene Ontology annotation, biological process: translation. The transcript is spliced from 6 exons.
CCCUUGCUUCGUCUUCAGCUCGUCCAACACUGAAGUCUGUGGGGUUUUCAUUUCAAUCUUCUCCCUCAAUUACUUCGUUUCAACUGAAAAAUGACGAAGUUCAGGAAGCUUGGUCGACCUACGGGUCAUCGAAUGUCUAUGCUCAGAACAAUGGUGUCGCAGUUGGUGAAGCACGAGCGUAUCGAAACCACUGUUGCCAAGGCUAAAGAGGUCCGCAGACUUGCAGAUAACAUGGUCCAGCUCGGGAAAGAGGGUACCCUGUGUGCUGCAAGGCGUGCAGCCAGCUUUGUGCGUGGAGAUGAUGUUCUUCACAAGCUGUUUACAGAACUGGCUUACCGAUACAAGGAUAGAGCAGGUGGAUACACUAGAGUGCUUCGGACUCGGAUUCGAGUGGGGGACGCUGCACCAAUGGCUUACAUUGAGUUUAUUGACAGAGAAAAUGAGCUGAGGCAGUCAAAGCCACCAACUUCUCAACCACCACCGAGAGCUCCUCUUGAUCCGUGGACACGAUCCCGUCUCACCAGGCAAUAUGCAGCACCAAAGGAGGAGAAAUCUGACUCUGAUGUAUGAUUGUUUUUAAUGUAAUCCUGCUGCUCCUUCAUAGAAUGCCUUGUUUUUUUUUUUUUUUUCUGGUUUCAAUUCUCUCUUAUACUUUCACCAUACAUAAAGCAAUUUUUUCUGUCUUGGUGGGAAAGGGUUCAUUGAUAUGUAAAAUAAUCUGUCUGAAAUUCUGAUCUGAGAGUGGAAAAGCAAUAUCUGAGAUCUAUGUUGUUAUCUCUCUUUCUCUCUCUCUCUCACAACCAGAAAAGAGUUGAUGCAAACUGGACGUGUCAGAGAAGGGUGUCUCCCUUAGGUUACUUGGAUGGAAAUCAAAGAACUUCAUUUUAUCUUGUUGGCAAUGGUAAUUGGUAAUGGUCUGUAUCAAGAGUGUGAAGCUGUUAGGUUUUGAGGGAUGAUAUUGUUGAUCUGUUGUAGGCAAUUGUGUGGUUCAGUAGAUGAGGUGCCUCCUGGAAUAUUGCAUUUUCCUUGAAUUCAAAUACCUUUGCACGCCCUGUUGUUGCUUUUAAUUCUUGCCUUUGAAGAUGAA